AAGUGUGUGAUAAGUAAUUGAUACUGUAAUAGCUUUUGCAAAUGACAGUAUUCAGGUGUUAAAAUCUAAGAAGAAAAGAAGUUAUUACCUCAAAAAAGAAGUAUGACUUCUAUUAGUGAAAUUGGCUCGUUACCUAAAACGAAAAAACCAUCGGAUAGUGCAUUUAAACAGCAACGUUUACCUGCUUGGCAACCAAUACUUACUGCUGGAACUGUGUUACCAACAUUUUUUGUAAUUGGAAUUGCUUUUAUACCAGUUGGAGUUGGAUUACUUUAUUUUUCUGACCAAGUCAAAGAAUAUAUUUUAGACUAUACAGAUUGUAAUUCUACAAACAUACUUCGUGCAAAAGGAGUGCCUUUCAAAUGUGCAGAUGUUAUAGCAAUUAAUCGUACAGAACCUUGUUACUGUGAACUAAAUUUCACAUUACCUUAUGACUUUAAUGGGAAAAUAUAUAUGUAUUAUGGUUUGACUAAUUUCUAUCAAAAUCAUAGGCGAUAUGUAAAAUCAAGAGAUGACAAUCAGUUAUUAGGAAAAUUAAGUGAUAUUGUCUCAGGUGAUUGUGAACCAUUUGCUUAUGAUAAUGGCGUACCUAUUGUACCAUGUGGUGCUAUUGCUAAUUCAUUAUUCAGUGAUGAAUUGAAAUUACAUUCUGUGAAACAUGGUAGAGAUGUACCAUUAUUAAAAACUGGUAUAGCAUGGCCUUCAGAUAAGAACAUUAAAUUUAGAAAUCCUGGUGGUAAUUUAAGUGAAGUAUUUAAACAUUUUGCAAAACCAAAGAAUUGGACUAAACCUAUUUAUGAGUUAGAUCCAUAUAAUGAAAACAAUAAUGGUUUCCAAAAUGAAGAUUUAAUUGUUUGGAUGAGAACUGCAGCAUUACCUACUUUCAGAAAACUUUAUCGCAGAGUUGAUCACACAGCAGCUGGUUUCACUGAAGGUCUAUUAGCAGGGAAUUAUACACUUACUGUUACCUAUACAUAUCCUGUAUCUGCCUUUGAUGGCAGAAAAAGAAUGAUUUUAAGCACUACAUCCCUUCUUGGUGGAAAGAAUCCUUUUCUUGGUAUUGCUUAUAUAGUUGUAGGAUGUAUUUGUUUAUUGUUAGGCAUUACACUAUUAAUAAUACACAUCAAAUGCUCUAAAAGCAAACUAAUGUAAAGAUGACUGCAACAAAGUAUGCUUAGGGCACCAUAAUUGUUCUUUGCAACAGAUAUGAUUAAUGUGACUCCAAAUACACCAUACCAAGAA
Habropoda laboriosa is the source of this 1242-nucleotide messenger RNA. It is a transcript of the gene CDC50, whose product is annotated as cell cycle control protein 50A. Gene Ontology annotation, cellular component: Golgi apparatus; plasma membrane; endoplasmic reticulum. Bases 103 to 1152 code for a protein of 349 amino acids. Lineage: Eukaryota; Metazoa; Arthropoda; Insecta; Hymenoptera; Apidae. The transcript has 5 exons. The record is from RefSeq and is a predicted model, not a curated record.